AUGACUCCAAAUAAACUGCAAGUGGAAAUUGUUGUCAACGAUGGAAGCGAACCUUCAUAUACGAAUGAAAAGCACGAUAAUGUGAUUGAAGUGGAAAAAUCUAAACUUGAUGAAGGUGCUAUAUUCUUGAAUUCCCAUCCGGAAUAUUCUGGAUAUACCGAGGCUGACGAGAAAAGACUCAAAAUCAAACUUGAUGUUAUUCUUAUUCCCAUUUUAACAAUUGCCAUUCUUGUUUCAGCUGCCGACAAAAUCAUUCUUUCCAAUGCUUCGCUAUACGGCAUGAGUGUGGACUUGAACUUGAAGAAUAACCAGUACUCUUGGGCAGGAAGUAUAUUUUUCUUUGGAUACCUUAUAAUGGAGCCACUUGCCAAUUUCCUACUUCAAAGAUACAGAAUUGGUAAAGUUCUUGGUAUCACUUAUACGUUGUGGAGUAUAAUUAUGGCAUGUAUGGGAGCAACUCAUAAUUUUGCUGGCAUAGCUAGUCUUCGUUUUGUCAUGGGUAUGGGUGAAGCCUUCAUUUUUCCUGGCGUGAACGCAAUCAUUGCCAUGUUUUAUACAAAGAAAGAACUGCCAAUUCGAUUGGCUAUCGUGUUCAGUGCUUUAUCGUCGCUUCUUUCGAAUGGUGUGGCUGUUGGAAUUGGUGAAAGACACACACUGAUUGCUCCUUGGAGAUUGCUCUUUAUAGUUCUUGGAGUCGUUUCUUUCGUUCUUGGAAUCCUGUUGAUUGCGUUCGUUCCAGAUUCGCCAACUAAAACAUAUCUUCUCACAGAAAAAGAGAAGUAUAUUGCCGUUUCAAGGAUGCAACAUAACGGAACCGGAAUCAAGAAUUCCCAUUUCAAAAAGUAUCAGUUGAUGGAAGCAUUAACAGACUGGAAAACUUGGGUUGCAGCCUUGAUGGUUUUAGCGAUCCAAGUUCCCAAUGGUGCUUUGGUCACUUUUGCCAGUCAAAUUGUAUCCGGGUUGGGAAACUCCAAAAGAGAAACCUUAUUAUUGGGUAUGCCAACCGGAGUCUUCAUGUCAGUUGCUUCUUUAUUGAUUGCACUUGGUUCAUACCUUUUAAGGUAUAGAUACGUCAUGAUAUUAUCCGGUGUCUGCAUGUUGGUACCAUUGGUCUGUUGUGUACUUAUCAUGAAAUUGAAAGAUAACAAGCACUUGUUAGUGUGUUACUAUUUCUUUUAUUUCUACUGGGGCCCCUAUCCACUUGUUUUAUCCACCAUCAACAACAAUACCUCUGGCUACACCAAAAAAACGGCUGUGAAUACAAUUUGCUUUAUCAGUUACUGUGUCGCUAAUAUCAUAGCACCACAAUUUUUCAUAUCCAGUGAAGAACCAAAGUAUCCUACUGGAUACAGAGCGCUCUUGGCAUUUUUGGUCGUUUCUGUUUUGACCUCUAUAGCUUACAGUGUGGGAUGUUAUUUGGAGAACCAAAAGCGUGACCGGUUGUACGGAGUUCCAACCGGUGAAACUGAUGAAAAUGACAAUUUGGAUAUAACUGAUCACGAGAAAAAGUAUUUUAGGUAUGUUUUUUGA
Molecule: messenger RNA, 1530 nt
Organism: Meyerozyma guilliermondii ATCC 6260
Lineage: Eukaryota; Fungi; Ascomycota; Pichiomycetes; Serinales; Debaryomycetaceae
Exons: 1
Coding region: 1-1530 (509 amino acids)
Biological process (GO): allantoate transport; tripeptide transport; dipeptide transport
Cellular component (GO): plasma membrane
Molecular function (GO): allantoate transmembrane transporter activity; dipeptide transmembrane transporter activity
Source: RefSeq, a predicted model, not a curated record